UGUGUCCCCUCCCCUCCUCUUCCGACGCCGAACCAGAACCAUUCAUCUCUCCCCUCCUUCGGCUUCCACAUCCGGGUUACAGGCGCUAGUGUUAGUCGUCUUGCGUCGUGUGUGCGUCUUGACACUGGAGGAAGAGGGGAGGAAAAAAAAAAAAAGAAAAAAAAAUCGCCCCUACCGAGACGCGUCGCAGCCUCUCGCCCGACUUGGCGCCUCGCGGAGCGGACACAGCUGCCGCCGCGAGUCGGCGAUGUCGCCCAGCUGCGGUAAAGCGGGCACGAGGCGCUGGUGGUAGCCGGGCCAGCCAGCCAGCCAGCCAGCCCGUCGCGCGGGAUCCAGUCUGCGGGGAUUCAACCAUGUCGAAGAGCCUGAAGAAGAAGAACCACUGGACCAACAAAGUCCACGAAGCCGUGAUUAGCCGCGGCAAGGACGGCGAGCUGGGCUUGGAGCUGAAGGGGGGCGCCGAGCUGGGCCAGUUCCCCUACUUGGGCGAGGUGAGAGCGGGGAAGGGGCUCGUCCAGAGCGGCAAGCUGGCCGAGGAUGAGCUGCUGCUGGAGGUCAACGACAUGCCCGUAGCCGGCCUCACCAGCCGGGACGUGCUGGCCGUCAUCAAGCACUGCAAAGACCCGGUGCGCUUCAAAUGUGUCCGGCAAGGGGGCGUGGUUGACAAGGACCUGCGUCACUACCUCAACCUGCGCUUCUCCAAAGGCUCGGUGGACCACGACCACCAGCAGAUCAUCCGAGACAACCUUUACCUGCGCACCGUUCCCUGUACCACCAGGCAGCCCAAAGAGGGGGAGGUGCCGGGGGUGGACUACAACUUUGUGACCGUGGAGCGUUUUAUGGAAUUGGAGCAGAGCGGCGCCUUGCUAGAGAGCGGAACUUAUGAAGACAACUUCUACGGCACACCCAAGCCCCCGGCAGAACCGUCCCCGGCAGCCCCCCCCCUUAAUGUGAGUGAGGCCCUGCUGCCCGGAGCCCGGCCCAGCGCCCAGGGCAAGAGGAAGAGGAACCAGUCGGUCAGCAACAUGGAGCAGCGCGCCAGCUUGGAGCCCCCCGAGGAGGAGGAGGAGGAGAGCCCCGUCGUCAAUGGCAACGGAGUGGCCAUCACGCCAGAGUCCAGUGAACACGAGGACAAGAGCACCGAUGCGUCAGGGGAGGUUGCCGUGGAAACCUGCAGCCAAGCCGCAGCCACCAGCGAGGCCCCCAACGAGGGAGAAGAGGGCCCCAAGUCUCCCUCCAAGUCCCCGUGCAAGGUCCCCGACGUGGACGAAGAAGAGCUGGGCCCCCUGCCUGACAACUGGGAGAUGGCGUACACGGAGAAAGGGGAGGUCUACUUCAUUGAUCACAACACCAAGACCACAUCCUGGUUGGAUCCUCGUCUGGCCAAGAAAGCAAAGCCUCCAGAAGAAUGCCGGGAAGAUGAGCUGCCCUACGGCUGGGAGAAGAUCGACGACCCCAUCUACGGCAGCUACUAUGUGGAUCACAUCAACCGCAGGACUCAGUUUGAGAACCCGGUUCUGGAGGCCAAGCGGCGCUUGGAGCAGCAGAGACAGAUGCAGAGUCAAGGGCUCUCCGCCCUCCCGCUGCCCGCCAUAUACAGAGAAAAGCCGCCCUUCACCAGGGACCCCACCCAGCUGAAGGGCACCUUCCUGUCCACGGGCCUGCAGAAGAGCAACAUGGGCUUCGGCUUCACCAUAAUCGGAGGCGACGAGCCUGACGAGUUCCUGCAGGUGAAGAGCGUCAUCCCAGAGGGACCCGCCGCCCAGGACGGGAAGAUGGACACAGGCGACGUCAUCGUGUACGUGAACGACAUCUGCGUGCUGGGCACCACCCACGCCGACGUGGUCAAGCUCUUCCAGUCGGUGCCCAUCGGUCAGAGCGUGACUCUGGUGCUCUGCCGAGGUUACCCCCUGCCCUUCGACCCCGAGGACCCCAACGCCGCCAGCGCCUCCAUGACGCCCAUCGGGAUGGAGCACCGCCCCCUGGUGGUGAACGGCCGCGGCAGCUACGACCCCUACCUGGAGUAUUUGUCCCUCAGCUCCCAGCUCCCGGCUCAGGCCCUGGCCCAGGCCGGGGUCUCCCACCCGGGGGACACGCACCUGGACGGCUCGUCCCUGCCGCCCACCACGCCCGGUUCCUCCUCCGCGCUCACGCCCCACGACGACAACGUGUCCAUGGCCUCCUCGGGGCCGGCGGGCGGCGGCGGGGGGGCGACGACGGCGGAGCUGCUGACCGUCACCAUGGUGAAAGGAGCGGAGGGCUUCGGCUUCACCAUCGCCGACAGUCCCACGGGUCAGAGGGUCAAACAGGUGCUGGACGCGGGCUCGCAGGGGGCGGCGUCGGGUCUGAUCGAGGGCGACCUGAUCCUGGAGGUCAACCAGCAGCCGGUGGCGGCGGCGGGACACGGACGUGUGGUGGAGAUGUUGAAGGAAUGUCCGGUCGGCGCCGAGGCCACGCUGCUCAUUCAGAGAGCAGCGGCAGGUCACAUCUCUCCGUGGAAGGCCUCCAAACAGUUACCAGAGCAGUGGGACCCCCACGGAAGCCCCCAGGCCAACAUGUCGGGUCCAGUCCUCCCUCCGGGCACUCCCUUCCCCAACCAGCCUCAGCACCGCACGUCCGUGCCGGACUCCACCGAAGGGUUCGACCUCAACAAGCCAGACCCUUACGACCUUUACGAGAAGUCCAGGGCCAUCUACGAGAGUCGACCAGGUCUUGAAUACGAAGAGGUAGAGGUGCACCUUCUGAGGGAGAAGACGGGUUUCGGCUUCCGCAUCCUGGGUGGAGACGAGGCCGUGCAGGCUGUGAGUCCGGACGCCCGUGACAAGAUCGUCAUCGGCGCCAUCAUCGAGAACACCCCCGCCGAGCGCGACGGGCGACUGCGGCCGGGCGACGAGCUGAUCUCGGUGGACAAGAACGUGGUCGCCGGGAAGCCGCACAAGUACGUCAUCGACCUGAUGCACGCCGCCGCUCGCAACGGCCAAGUCAGCUUGACCGUGAGGAGGAGGCUGCAGAUGCUGGGCGAGGCGUGCCCCGUCAACGGCCGCAGCCCCAGCCUGGUGUCCACUCAGCACAGCUCGCCGCGCAGCGACCCGCCUCCGGUCGCCGUGGCGACGGCGUGCGCUCACCAGGACGGCGUGCAGACCAGCGACGUGGUCAUCCAUCGCCAAGACAACGAGGGCUUCGGCUUCGUCAUCAUCAGCUCCCUCAACAGGCCCGAGAACGCCGCCGUCAUCACUGUGCCCCACAAAAUCGGGCGUAUAAUCGAGGGCAGCCCCGCAGACAGGUGUGGCAAGUUGAAGGUGGGCGACCGCAUCCUGGCGGUGAACGGACAGUCCAUCAUCAGCAUGCCUCACGCCGACAUCGUCAAGCUCAUCAAAGACGCCGGCCUCACCGUCACGCUGCACAUCAUCCCGGAGGAAGGGUCCCAGUCCGGGCCCGGCUCCGAGAAACAGAGCCCCAUGACCCAGAAACACGGCGCCCAGCCCAACGCCGCGGCCCUGAGCGGGCAGGCGGCGCCUCAGAUGUCGCUUCAGCCGGGCCAGCAGGCGUCGGGUCAGCCCGCUCAGACGCCGGCUCCCAGCAGUCAGAUCCUGGUUUGUCCUCCCGCACCGCCGCCAUCGCACCCCACAGUGGCGGGCACGCAGCAGAGCCCCGUGGCACAUCCCUCUGGACCUCUGCCGCCGCUCUACCUCCACGACGGCAGGUCAGAGGUUAAAGCCAGACAGGAUGUCAAACCUGACUUCCGCCAUCCUCCGUUCACUGAUUACAGGCAACCCCCCGUCGACUACCGUCACCCGCCGGUGACCGACUACCGUCAACCCCCGACGCUGGACUACCGGCACCCUCCAGGCCUGCUGGACUUCAGGCAGCACCCUGCCGCCUCGCAGUUUCCCCUCAGCAUCACGGCGGACUUUAGACCGCAGGACUUUGACUACUUCACGGUGGAGCUGGAGAAAAGCUCCAAGGGCUUCGGUUUCAGCAUCCGGGGCGGCAGAGAGUACAAGAUGGAUCUGUUUGUGUUACGCCUCGCAGAGGACGGCCCCGCCAUUCGCAACGGGAGGAUGAGGGUGGGGGAUCAGAUCAUCGAGAUAAACGGGGACAGCACGCGGGACAUGACUCACGCCCGCGCCAUCGAGCUCAUCAAGGCCGGGGGCCGGCGGGUCAGACUGCUGCUAAAAAGAGGCACGGGACAAGUUCCGGAAUACGAUUCUCUCUGGUGUCCCACAGACUGUGUCGGCCCCUGGGAUGCCCUUUCUACAAUCCACUCUACCCUGCAGGAAGUGACCCUGGAAGCCCGCCAGAGUCCAUUGCCUUCAUCCCAUCCGGCCGCAUCCCUGGAUUCCCCUCAUCAGCUCCCUCUAGAGGCCAAAGCGUGCAUGACGGCGGACACAAGCCCGCAAGUGACAGACCACGGCCCCUCGGCUCGAGGGGCCGCAGGUGGCAGGUCCACCCAGCAGAAGUGCAGCGUCAGGGGGUCCGCGGAGCCGGACAGGCAGCCCCGGGCUCUGCCUCCUAAAGUCGCCUUGGGGAGGCCCGCUGACGCACGGGAGCGCCAGUGCUCCCCGUGCUGCGACAGGAAGGCCACCAACACCCAGGCGACGGGCUCUCUCUGGCCGUGGGACCCUUACGUGAGCCUCGCUUCCAACGGCGCCUCUCUGGCGGGCGGAGACUCGCACCCGAGCCUCCAGGAGAGGCUGCCGACCAGAGGCCUUCGCCCCAGAGAGGAGGAGCGCUCCGGGGGCCACCUGGGGCUCUGCUGUCCCUCUAAAAGCGGAGGGGAAGCGCCUGCGAGAAGCGCGGCGGGGUCUUGGAACAUGCCUGGGCCGGAUAAGCUGCCGGGCACCCUGAGGUCCUGGACCUCCACUGUCAGCAGGUAGAAAGGAUCCUAGGGACAAAAAUCCUCUCCAUUCCUCUCCUCAUAGUUCCUUCAUUUACCAGAUGAUUCUGACACCCACCACCUUAAAGACCACCCUGAUGGAGAGCAGACUUGUGGUGGACAUGCCUCUGAGUAAAUACUGUCAAGUCAACAAUAUGUACAUGUGCUGUUUUGUCCUUCAAACAAGAGGAGAACAGCAAGAAAAAACAGUUCUCUACCUGGGCCUCGACUACAUAUCAAAACCACGUCGCCAAAACGGUGACCCCCACCCCCUAGAGGAGGUUUUGUGCAUGACACUCGCAAAACAAGGACCGCUUCCUUCGCCCUAGUUCUCCCUAUGAAAGUGAACACACACCUCUGAGUUAUGUACACAACUCAAUCAUAACCAUGCAGUCAUCAUUAUUAUUAUUAUUAUUAUAAACCUGUGUUGUAUUCAUUUAAAGUAGGGAGGGGUGGAGUAAAAAAAAAAAAAAAAAAAAAAAAAAGCAUCGUUCAAGUCUAUAUUUCCAAUUUCUAGGCCUUUUUUUUUUUUUUUUUUUAACCUGUGCUAUGUGUACCACAUCACUGUGCACACACAGUGGGGCAAAAAAAGUAUUUAGUCAGCCAGCGAUUGUGCAAGUUCUCCCAUUUCAAAUGAUGACAGAGGUCUGUCAUUUUCAUCAUAGGUACACUUCAACUGUGAGAGACAGAAUGUGGGAAUUUUAAAGAUUUUAUUUGUAAAUUAUGGUGGAAAAUAAGUAUUUGGUCAACCAUUCAAAGUAGGUUUUAGCUCAAAAUCUCAGGAUACAUGGCCCCAUUCAUUCCUUCCUUAACACGAAUCAAUCUUACUAUCCUCUUUGCAGAAAAACAGCUCCAAAGCAUGAUGUUUCCACCCCCAUGCUUCACAGUAGGUCUGGUGUUCUUGGGAUGCAACUCAGUAUUCUUCUUCCUCCAAACACGACAAGUUGAAUUUAUACCAAAAUGGAUUGGGAGAAGGGCUUCACGGUGGCAGAAGGGUUAGUGCGUCUGCCUCACAGUACGAAGUUCCUGCAGUCCCGGGUUCAAAUCCAGGCUUGGGAUCUUUCUGUGUGGAGUUUGCAUGUUCUCCCCGUGAAUGCGUGGGUUCCCUCCGGGUACUCCGGCUUCCUCCCACUUCCAUAGACAUGCACCUGGGGAUAGGUUGAUUGGCAACACUAAAUUGGCCCUAGUGUCUGAAUGUGAGUGUGAAUGUUGUCUGUCUAUCUGUGUUGGCCCUGCGAUGAGGUGGUGACUUGUCCAGGGUGUACCCCGCCUUCCGCCCGAUUGUAGCUGAGAUAGGCGCCAGCGCCCCCCGCGACCCCAAAAGGGAAUAAGCGGUAGAAAAUGGAUGGAUGGAUGGAUUGGGAGAAUGUUAUGAGAAUGUCAACCAAAGUUUCUGGUACAAACUCGACUCGUGGUGUUUGGAGGAAGAAGAAUACUGAGUUGCAUCCCAAGAACACCAUACCUACUGUGAAGCAUGGGGGUGGAUUUCUGCUAAGGGGACAGGACGAUUGUUCCUUGUUGAGGAAAGAAUGAAUGGGGCCAUGUAUCGUGAGAUUUUGAGCCAAAACCUCCUUCCGUUAGUGAGAGCUUUGAAUGGUUGACCAAAUACUUAUUUUCCACCAUAAUUUACAAAUAAAUUAUUUAAAAUUUCCUGUAUUUUUUUUCACAUUCUGUCUCUCACAGUUGAAGUGUACCUAUGAUGAAAAUUGCAGACCUCUGUCAUCAUUUUAAGUGGGAGAACUUGCACAAUCACUUUUUUGCCCCACUGUAGCAGGAAGUGUGAGGGGAAGACCAUGGACGAGCAGGGCGGAGUGCCUUACACUAAACUCCUCCGAUGGGCGACACAUAUCAGACGUCACGUGUCAAGUGUUGUAGCAUGACCCGUCAAGAAGUGACGGACAUUCUGCGCCGUGUUGUUGCCGUGGCAGACGGCGAAAACCUCCAAGGUGGGGGCGAGUGUAACUCUGUCAUCAAGCGAUGUUGACGUUAAAGAGUCGUGAAUUGGUUCCAGGUCUGACGCGAGGUAAAUGAAUUUCCGCAAAGUACAAAAUCAAAUAUUUCUAGAGAUGUCCGAUAAUGGAUUUUUUUUUUGCCGAUAAUCCGAUAUUGUCCAACUCUUAAUUAUCGAUAUCAACCGAUACCGAUAUAUAUACAGUUGUGGAAUUAACACAUAAUUAUGCCUAAUUUUGUUGUGUAAUCAACUCAAAUUAUGGGAAAAAAAGUGCCAACAUGGCACUGCCAUAUUCAUUAAUGAAGCCACAAAGUGCAUUAUUAUUAUUUUUUUAAAUGCCUCAAAACAGCAGCUUGGCUUUUGGGAUACACUCUCCCUGUUUUAAUCUUGAUACCCACUACAACUAUGGGAAAUACUAUACUUUGACUUUCACAAAGUCUAAGUCUAUGAAAGAGCCACCUAUCCAUCUUCUUCCACUUAUCUGAGGUCGGGUCACGGGGGAAGCAGCCUAAGCAAGGAAGCCCAGAGUUUCCUCUCCCCAGCCACUUUGUCCAGGUCUUACCGGGGGAUCCCGAGGCGUUCCCAGGCCAGCCGGGAAACAAUUUUCCCAACGUGUCCUGGGUCUUCCCCGAACCACCUCAUCUGGCUCCUCUCCAUGUGGAGGAGCAGCAGCUUUACUUUGAGUUCCCCCCGGAUGGCAAAGCUUCUCACCCUAUCUCUAAGGGAGAACCCCGCCACCCGGUGGAGGAAACUCAUUUCGGCCGCUUGUACCCGUGAUCCUGUCCUCUCAAUCAUACCCCAAAGCUCAUGACCAUGGGUGAGGAUGGGAACGUAGAUCGACCGGUAAAUUGAGAGCUUUGCCUUCCGGCUCAGCUCCUUCUUCACCACAAGGGAUCGAUACAGCGUCCGCAUUACCGAAAACGCCGCACCGGUCUUCAUAUAGACCAGGGGUAGGGAACCUAUGGCUCGCGAGCCAGAUGUGGCUCUUUUGAUGCCUGCAUCUGGCUCUCGGAUAAAUCCGAGCUAACAUUGCUUAACACGAUAAGUAAUUAAUAAUUCCACUUGUAAUCACAGUGUUAAGAAUAAUGUUUAAAAUAUAAAACAUUCUCCUGCAUUUUUAAUCCAUCCAUCCGUUUUCUACCGCACCUGUUCAAGAAGUUGCGUUAAUGGUAAGGAGUUAUUUAUUUAUUAUUGGUUAGUGUGGGGCUUGCCCUGCUGGGGGUUCUUCAGACCACCAAGCACCGACAUGAGAGCCGGUUUCAGGGUAACAAUAUUGUUUUAUUUUUCAAUAAGUCUUUCAGUUGCUUUCCAGAAAUUGUAUUUUUCUCUUUCGUUCUCGCUCUGGCUCCAACCCCAACCCUGUCCAUCCUCCUGGCUGCUGCUUAUAACAGAGCGACAGGUGAUUAGAUAACAAGGCCCAAGUCGCUGAUUUCGAGGCCGGUCCUGGCACACCCCAGUUCGCUGCAGGCCCGCAGGCCACGCCCCCUCCACAGUUAACCUCAGAAUAACAAUGUUUUUACAAAGAAUAAGAGACCUAUUAUACUCUAUAAAUGUUGGUCUUACUUAAAAAUGCACUUUUUUAGUUGUGUUCAGUGUUAAAAAAAAUAUAAUGUGGCUCUUGCGGAAAUACAUUUUAAAAUAAUUUGGCUUUUUGGCUCUCUCAGCCAAAAAGGUUCCCGACCCCUGAUAUAGACCAAAAUUACAAAGAAUAUGCUUAAAAAAACACGCACUGUCUUAUGGAGUAAGAAACAAUGUGACUUUACUUCUACAAUAGCAUUAGAGUUGGUGACAGUUUGACUCCGUCAUUAUGAAAUCUACUCUUACACUGAAUCUGAAAUGUAUCAAAGUUGAAGUUACCUUUUUACUACGGUGCUUAACUUCUUUUUACAAUUGAAGAAAAGUUUUUUAAAAAAUGAAGUUUGACAGCAAGCAUCUUCUAAAUCAGGGGUCUCAGACACACGGCCCGUGAGACGUUAUUUUGCGGCCCCCACCUUAAUAUGAAAGUUUAAUGUUAGUUAGGCCUGCGAGUUGUGUUAUUUGGCUCCAAAAUGGCUCUUUUACGUUCUGGGUUGCCUACCCCUGCGUUAGUGGAAAUCCGGAAAAUGAGUGAAAGCGACAGAGACGUUGCCAUGGAGACGAGGGUUUUCUUACGUGCCUGGCUGCAGACGCACCGCGACACCUGUCCGUCAGUAAUAACAGUCCCCGAUAACUUGGACCAAUUCUAACCAUUUGAUUUUUUUAUUGUUUAAUUUGCAUUACCUCACAUGAUGAAGACUACGGUAUAGCUCAGUUGGUAGAGUGGCCGUGCCAGCCACCUGAGGGUUGCGGGUUCGAUUCCCGCUUACGCCAUCCUAGUCACUGCCGUUGUGUCCUUGGGCAAGACACUUCACCCACCUGCUCCCAGUGCCACCCACACUGGUUUAAAUGUAACUUAGAUAUUGGGUUUCACUAUGUAAAGCGCUUUGAGUCACUAGAGAAAAGCGCUAUAUAAAUAUACUUCACUUCACAUAUACUUCUAUAUGAUGCCAGAUAACACUCCGGGAGCCGUCACUUUUUUGCGCUCGCUAUCCAGGUACUUUCCCGCUAUUAUCCGCCGACUGCCAUGUUGCUGUAGGGAGGAAAAUCGGAACGACACACGUUGCAGAAAUAACAUUAUUCUCCGUGCGUCAGCUAAAUACAAAUAUAUUCCACAACACCAAACAUGUCUUUUUCGAAGCAUGCAGUGAAGAGAAAGGUUCGUGAUGAGCAAAGACAAUUCCCGUAAAAGUGGGAGAUGCAAUAUUUCGAUGCCGACGUGUCUUAUUUGCACCCCGAUGUGUCUUAUUUGCACAAAGAAAGCUGCGGUGCACAAGGGAUACAAUUUGAAACGUCCUUAUGCAAGUAAACAUGCUGAGGAGUAUGCAACAUUUUUUUUAAAGAAAUCUUUUCUUGCGGCCCAGCCUCUGCGUCCUGUGGCCUCAGGUAAAUUGAGUUUGAGACCCCUUAUCUAAAUACUCCGAGUUAAGAAUGCUAAAGUGCUACUUCUUAAUGACAGUUUAACCUUUUAACAGAUUAUUUCCAAUUCAAACAAAAACCUAAAAAACAAACAUUUAAUCCAUCCAUCCAUCCAUCCAUCCAUCCAUCAUCUUCCGCUUAUCCGAGGUCGGGUCGCGGGGGCAGCAGCCUAAGCAGGGAAGCCCAGACUUCCCUAUCUCCAGCCACUUCGUCUAGCUCUUCCCGGGGGAUCCCGAGGCGUUCCCAAGUCUUCCUAACUUGUCCUGGGUCUUCCCCGUGGCCUCCUACCAGCUGGACGUGCCCUAAACACAUCCCUAGGGAGGCGUUCGGGUGGCAUCCUGACCAGAUGCCCGAACCACCUCAUCUGGCUCCUCUCGAUGUGGAGGAGCAGCGGCUUUACGUUGAGUUCCUCUCGGAUGGCAGAGCUUCUCACCCUAUCUCUAAGGGAGAGCCCCGCCACCCGGCGGAGGAAACUCAUUUCGGCCAGUUGUACCCGUGAUCUUAUCCUUUCGGUCAUGACCCAAAGCUCAUGACCAUAGGUGAGGAUGGGAACGUAGAUCGACCGGUAAAUUGAGAGCUUUGCCUUCCGGCUCAGCUCCUUCUUCACCACAACGGAUCGAUACAACGUCCGCAUUACUGAAGACGCCGCACCGAUCCGCCUGUCGAUCUCACGAUCCACUCUCCCCCACUCGUGAACAAGACUCCUAGGUACUUGAACUCCUCCACUUGGGGCAGGGUCUCCUCCCCAACCCGGAGAUGGCACUCCACCCUUUUCCGGGCGAGAACCAUGGACUCGGACUUGGAGGUGCUGAUUCUCAUUCCGGUCGCUUCACACUCGGCUGCGAACCGAUCCAGUGAGAGCUGAAGAUCCCGGCCAGAUGAAGCCAUCAGGACCACAUCAUCUGCAAAAAGCAGACACCUAAUCCCGUGGCCACCAAACCGGAUCCCCUCAACGCCUUGGCUGCGCCUAGAAAUUCUGUCCAUAAAAGUUAUGAACAGAAUCGGUGACAAAGGACAGCCUUGGCGGAGUCCAACCCUCACUGGAAACGUGUCCGACUUACUGGUCGUGGAACAAACAUUUAAAGUUUGCAGAAUUUUUUGUUGGGUUUUUUAGCAUAUUCUAUGUAAUUUUGGUCUAUAUGAAGUAUUUUCUAGCAUAAAAAUGGCUUAAUGAACUAAAAUGAUCCAAUACUACAUCCGUAUUGGCCACUAAAAGAGCAUGGCUUCAGAAGCCAGUACUUUCUACUAUGUCUACUAGAGUGGAUUACAAAAGUGUAAAGGGCGUUAUUUCGUGUCUAAAUGUUUAUAACCUCAUUUCAAAUGCAAACAAAUUUUUUUUAUGCGCUCGGUACGGAAAUAUUUGAUUUACUAAUUUGCGGAAAUUCAAUUACAAAUCAACGACAACUCCUCAACAUCAACAUCACUUGAUUAAAUUACACCUUUUUUUUCUGCUUGACUUUUAAAAUGGUGCUCAACUUCUUUUUACACUUGCAUGACAGUUAAAAAAAAAAUGGAAUAUGAAUUAAAGGAAAACUGCACUUUUUUGGGAAUUGUGCAUAUCCUUCACAAUCAUUAUUAAAGACAUGACGAAUCGAUUUUUUUAAUACGUUCUAAAAAUUAAACACACACAGAGCUACUGGGUGCUCCUCUAUUCGGCCCAUAAAAAAACAAUAAAUAACCAUUCAAAAAGCGCUCCAUUUACAUCUAGUGACUUGAAUAUUGACAAGUAUUAGUGAUAUUGUUAUUAUAAGCGCUAUUGCAGAGAAAUGAUUUAUAGCUGCGACGUGAUCACUUCCUGCCUGCCUAUGUUUACAUCAUCUGAAAAAAGUAUAUGGCCGAGAAUAUAAUCUGACAAGUUGGGACACUUUAACAGCCGUUUAGUACCUGGAACUAGUGAGAAUGACACGAAAAACACUUGUUUCUCACCCCGAGGAUUAUUAUGCCAUUCAUCUAAAUGAGAAUAUAUGAACAUCCUAGUAGUCUGCAUCAUGAUGACAGCAGACAUUGUACAGUAAGUGAUGUUUUAUUAUGUUUGUCGGCUCUCGUGAAGUCUGCAGUGAGUACUAGUCAGUGAUGAAGGGAAAAACAGCGAACGUUGUGAUGCGUAUACGUAUCUUUAAAAUGAUUUAAAUAGGUAAAUAUUAUAAAUUUUAAUAUAUUUUAUACCGUAUUUUUCGGAGUAUAAGUCGCGCCUGCCGAAAAUGCAUACUAAAGAAGGAAAAAACAUAUAUAGGUCGCAUUUUUGGGGUGAAAUUUAUUUGAUAAAAAAACAUCAAGAAUAGACAUUUGAAAGGCAACUUAAAAUAAAUAAAGAAUAGUGAGUAACAGGCUGAAUAAGUGUACGUUAUAUGAGGCAUAAAUAACCAACUGAGAAGGUGCCUGGUAUGUUAACCUAACAUAUUAUGGUAAGAGUCAUUCAAAUAACUAUAACAUAUAGAACAUGCUAUACCUUCACCAAACAAUCUGUCACUCGUAAUUGAUGAAUUCGACAAAAUCUUAUACGUCUAGUCUCUUACGUGAAUGAGCUGAAUAAUAUUAUUAGAUAUUUUACGGUAAUGUGUAAAUAAUUUCACACAUAAGUCGCUCCUGAGUAUAAGUCGCACCCCCGGCCAAACUAUGAAAAAAAAUGCGACUUAUAGUCCGAAAAAUACUGUAUAUAUAUUUACUUACAUCGUGUAUAUAAAUUACAUGUUAUUAUAAAUGUUACUAAAUUACAUAUAUACUUACAUCAUGUAUAUAAACCGUUAUCGAGGUGUUUGGAUGCUCUGUAGCAGGGGUCAGCAACCUUUUUGAAACCAAGAGCUACUUAUUGGGUACUGAUUAAUGCGAAGGGCUACCAGUUUGAUACACACUUAAAUAAAUUGCCAGAAAUAGCCAAUUUGUUCAAUUUACCUUUAAUAAAUAAAUCUAUAUAUAUAUAAAAAAUGGGUAUUUCUGUCUGUCAUUCCGUCGUACUUUUUUUUUUCCUUUUACCGAAGGUUUUUUUUAGAGAAUAAAUCAUGAAAAAAACCACUUAAUUGAACGGUUUAAAAGAGGAGAAAACACGAAAAAAAAUUAAAUUUUGAAACAUAGUUUAUCUUCAUUUUCGACUCUUUAAAAUUCAAAAUUCAACCGAAAAAAAAUGAAGAGAAAAAUUAGCUAAUUUGAAUCCUUUUGAAAAAAAUUAAAAAAGAUUUUUUGGGAACAUCAUUAGUAAUUGUUCCUGAUUAAGAUUCAUUUUAGAAUUUUGAUGACAUGUUUUAAAUAGGUUGAAAUCCACUUUGAAAAAAGAUCUAAAAUUGAUUGUGUAGAUUUGCCAGAAUAAUUUUUUUGAGCUUUAAUCAAAAUAAGUUUGAAGAAAUAUUUCACAAAUAUUCUUCGUCGAAAAAACAGAAGCUAAAAUGAAGAAUUGAAUUAAAAUUAGUUUAUUAUUUAUUUACAAUAAAAAAAAAUACUUGAACAUUGAUUUAAAUUGUCAGGAAGGAAUUAAAAAGGUAAAAAGGUAUAUGUGUUUAAAAAUCCUGAAAUCAUUUUUACGGUUGUAUUUUUUCUCUAAAAUUGUCUUUCUGAAAGUUAUAAGAAGCAAAGUAAAAAAAAUAAAUGAAUUUAUUUAAACAAGUGAAGACCAAGUCUUUAAAAUAUCUUCUUGGAUUUUCAAAUUCUAUUUGAGUUUUGUCUCUCUUAGAAUUAAAAAUGUCGAGCAAAGCGAGACCAGCUUGCUAGUAAAUAAAUAUAAUUAAAAAAAAAUAGAGGCAGCUAACUGGUAAGUGCUGCUAUUUGAGCUAUUUUUAGAACAGGCCAGCGCAGGUGGUGACACCUGCUCUAUAGGCUCCAUUGUAAGCUGACUUUUGACAGCAUUUAUUUCAUAUUUAAAAUGCAAAAACAAAUAUCCAUCAUCAUGUCUCAUAAUGAGCGAUAGGCACAAUUCCAACAAAAAAAAGUGCAGUUCCCCUUUAAAUCUUCAUGGUAUCUUCGGGGAGUUCAAAACUGUCCAUCUAACUUGCCUCUCCAGAUAAUAGCAAUGUUUUGAUUAUGACAGUUUGACUCUGGAACAGAUCAUUUUUGUUUCCAAUCCUAACUAACCUGAGAUUUAUUGUUCCACCUUGGAGGUUUGUGAUUUUUGGCCAUUUAAAGGCAUCUUGUAAAAAAAAUUCAGACAAAUGGAAUUUCAGUCAACAUUGUGUGGAGAUUCUGGAUGUGCCUAAAUGCAUAAUGUUUAUUAGAUGCUAACUAAAGUGUGUAAAAAGUCUUAGGCCAACCAUAGCUUUGUUAGAAUUACUUUCUUCCACAGGGUCAUUAUUUUCCAUUUAUUUCGCCUCAUUUUAAGUGGUGUCCUAACUAUUAGUUAAUAAUGCCAGUGCAUGCUAUACGACGAAUUCAAGUGUAUCGUUAACGGCCCAAGACUUUUACACGGUUGGAUCUUCACUCAUUCAAUGUCUCCGUUUGAGCAAGUGACAGGUAUUAUCAGCAAGUUGCUUGGAAGAAAAAAAAAAAAAAGGUCAAAUGUCAGAAAACGCUCCUCCCACCUCCGCCCUGCCUUUUGGGAGUCAUUUUAUACAGCGUGAAGAAAAAACGAAAAAAAAAACGCAAAGAGCAACGGCACCCGUCCAUCCCGACCUGCAUCGAGAUCAAGUAUCGUGUGUUGGUGUUGACCCGCUUCACCUUGUACAGCUGUAUUCCUACAAAUAUGGGUUACUGUAUCGUUGAUACUGUAGUUUCAAAGACGUCAACAACUAUUUUUAUGAAAUGCGACAGUACUGAUAUAUUACGUUUUGCUAUUGAAAAAUGUUGAAAAAAAAAAUAAAAAAAAAAUACCUUGUUUACCAAAAGAUAUUCUGAAAUCCUGUCAAAUAAAGUCCUUGACAUGGUGGACAAGAGAUUGUUUUACUUGUCAUGACAACACAGAAGAUAGAACAAGAUAUCAAGAUUUGAUUUAAUAAACGUUUACACAUAGGCA
Messenger RNA from Nerophis ophidion (straightnose pipefish), 14757 nucleotides. Its product is annotated as membrane-associated guanylate kinase, WW and PDZ domain-containing protein 2-like. Gene Ontology annotation, biological process: receptor clustering; signal transduction. Gene Ontology annotation, cellular component: cytoplasm; dendrite. The transcript has 22 exons. The record is from RefSeq and is a predicted model, not a curated record. Gene Ontology annotation, molecular function: SMAD binding; beta-1 adrenergic receptor binding; signaling receptor complex adaptor activity. NCBI's taxonomy places the organism in Eukaryota, Metazoa, Chordata, Actinopteri, Syngnathiformes, Syngnathidae. Bases 354 to 4877 code for a protein of 1507 amino acids.